AUGCUUUCAAUUGCGUUUCUAUUGGAAAGAAUUGUCUUAUUCGGAUCGUCUUUUCUAUUUCUAUUUCCUCUCAUCAAUUGUUCAUCAAAAAAGAAAUUUGAGACUGAUGGAAAAGCUGAUCUGGUACCCAAAAGUGUUACUCCACCCGUAUCUUCUCCAGUUAACGAUGAAUCGAGUAAACAGGCUCCGCCUACUUCUCAAACUCCACCGGCUCGAACUCCUGUUGAAAAAACUGGAAGUGUGCAGGAAGACACUCUUGCAAACGUCAAAUCACUGCCUCCAGAGAAGUCAGAAGCUCCAGACAGUAAGAAGAAAAAGAAGAAAUAA
This is a messenger RNA of Caenorhabditis briggsae, 327 nucleotides long. The record is from RefSeq and is a predicted model, not a curated record. The coding region runs from base 1 to 327 and encodes 108 amino acids. The transcript has 5 exons. Lineage: Eukaryota; Metazoa; Nematoda; Chromadorea; Rhabditida; Rhabditidae.